AUGGUUGAUAUCCAAGCUGAAUCUACUUCGAGUUCUUCUCAUCUUCAUGCUGAUCCCACAUCAGUUCGAAUAGAUUUUGCCAGUCCUUUUUACUUACAUAUAUCAGAAAGUGUUGGAUCUUCUCUAUUACCUGCAGUUUUUGAUGGUACAAGUUACAGAUCUUGGAGAAGAGCUAUACUUAGAGCUUUAUCAGUGAAAAGCAAAACAAGAUUCAUUAAUGGAACAAUUGUGCGACCUGCUCCUGUUGAUCCUGGUUUUCUGCAAUGGGAACGAUGUGAUGACAUGAUAACUUCUUGGAUCCUGAAUUCAUUGUCUCCUGAUCUACGUGACAGUCUGCAAUAUGUAAACAAUGCUCAUGAACUUUGGACAGAGUUGGAAGAAAGGUACGAUCAAACCAAUGGGUGCAAACUAUAUCAGCUACAAAAAGAGAUCAAUGACCUUGUCCAAGGUCCUCUAGACAUUACUGGCUAUUAUACAAGAAUGAAGAAGUUGUGGGAAGAAAUGAGCACUAUAGAUGUCAAUUCUCAAUGUACAUGUGUGUGCACUUGUGGUGUUAAGACCAAGUUGCACAAAGCUGAACAGGACAUGAGACUCUUACAUUUCUUAAUGGGUUUAAAUGAGAUGUAUACAUCCAUCAAAGGCAAUAUCCUUAUGAUGAGUACACUUCCAAGUAUGACACAUAUUUUUGCCAUCUUAUCCCAAGAGGAGAAGCAAAGGGAAGUGAAGCCCCACAAUCACACAGUUCUUGACUCUACCUCACUAAAUGCCUAUGGCCAGUCUAGCAAUAGUGCAGUACUUAAAGAUCUUAAGACUAACUACAGUUCCACUAGGGGAGGUGGAAAUAACUCUGGAAACUUCAAUAAUAACAAUGUGUUUAGGGAUUGGCAAUGGAAUUCUAACUCAGACAAUAUGAUGAGUGGAGCUGUGAACUUGGCAGGGCCCUUCUCUGAAGAGCCCUUUGGAUAUUGGUAA
Messenger RNA from Solanum verrucosum, 972 nucleotides. RefSeq lists its product as uncharacterized. Lineage: Eukaryota; Viridiplantae; Streptophyta; Magnoliopsida; Solanales; Solanaceae. The transcript is spliced from 3 exons. The record is from RefSeq and is a predicted model, not a curated record. The coding region runs from base 1 to 972 and encodes 323 amino acids.